Peniophora sp. CBMAI 1063 is the source of this 399-nucleotide messenger RNA. The record is from the annotation of a GenBank genome assembly. NCBI's taxonomy places the organism in Eukaryota, Fungi, Basidiomycota, Agaricomycetes, Russulales, Peniophoraceae.
AUGUCUUGCACCAUCCUGGCUCGAUGCAGUGGAUUGGCAGGACUUUAUCGUGGUAUUCCCGAAUCGAGUCGCGCGGUGUUGCGCUAUAAGAAUACCAGCAGUCUGAGCACUGCCUGCACGCUCCUCCCCGAGAAACCACCCUUGUCGGGUAUCAUCACACCCCACGUACACUUCUUGUACUUGAGAAUGGGCUUUCGGAGGUUCUUGCGUAGGAUGGUGGCAGCCGUGAAGGUCACUGUCCGCCGAGGUGCGACGAAGCUCAGCGAGAGGAUCGCUUCUGCUAUCGGCUGGCUCGCUACGCCCGCGGGACGAAGAACAGUCCGCAUUGUGUCGAUCACAAUCAGGGGUCGCGGUUUGGUUGUUGUCACUGGCGUGGGAUCGGUGCAUCGGGGGCUCUAG